AUGGCCCGAACCAAGCUUGCCACCGUCUGUGUCGUCCUGGCUUUUUGCACCGCCCUGCGCAGCCUUGCCUUCGUCGGUGCUCCUGCUCCGGCUCCUGAGACACCAAGCCAGCUCCGUGGCACUGCCAUCGAGGCGGCCAGCGCCACAGUGCCUGCGAUUCUCUUGACCCCAGCGGCGGCAUCAGCAGCAGACGGAGAGGGCGUGCUGGGAGUCGGUGUUCUUUGCGCACUAGCAGCCUUCAGCGUCGUCUCCAGUGUCAUCAGCGCAACGGUCACCUCCGAGCUCGACUGA
Molecule: messenger RNA, 291 nt
Organism: Symbiodinium sp. CCMP2456
Lineage: Eukaryota; Dinophyceae; Suessiales; Symbiodiniaceae
Source: the annotation of a GenBank genome assembly